Messenger RNA from Closterium sp. Yama58-4, 519 nucleotides. NCBI's taxonomy places the organism in Eukaryota, Viridiplantae, Streptophyta, Zygnematophyceae, Desmidiales, Closteriaceae. The record is from the annotation of a GenBank genome assembly.
AUGCUGAGAGGCGGAGAGGGAUGGAUGGAUGAAAAGGUGGAGAACGAGAGUGGGUGGGUGGGGGGCUCCUCAGCAGCGGCUGGCUGGGCGUGGGUGGGGGACUCGAGGGCUGUGCUGGCACACAGACGAGAGGGCGGAGACGGGUCCCAUGCUGGGCCUGGCCAUGAGUCGCAGCCUGGGGUCUCAGCCACCCCAGAGGUAUUGCGCGGCCAAUCAGACGCCUCCCUGCUGCUGGGGUUAGACCGGCCUUCUCACAACUCAGAGUCUCAUUCAUCUCACCGUGUGGUGGUGCGUCGUCUCGACCAAUCAGACGCCUUCCUGGUGCUGGGGUCAGACGGCCUGUGGGAGUAUGUGGGGGAUGACGAGGCGAUAGGGGUGGUGGUGGCGGCGGGGAGCAUAGAGGCGGGAGUGAAGGCGCUGCUGGCCUUGGCCAAGGAGCGGUGGCUGAAGAGAGAUGGGGCGGGGUAUGUUGAUGAUGUCACUGCUCUGGUCGUGGGGUUCACACACCGGAAGGUAUAG